AUGUUUAAAAGUACCACCAUUAGUACGAAACAGUUUUUAUUGCAAUCUAUCAGAUUAUAUAAAGCUCCAGCUUUGAAAACAGGUCCAAAAAUAUUGUCGGUGUAUCCACCUCGUGAACAACCACCACAUUUAAAUGCUUUUAAAACAUACCAGGAUUUUGUUGCCAAAGAUUUAGAAAGGUUAGAUCCUACUAGAUGGAGAAGAGAUAUAAUUUCUAGAACUUCUCCAAAUAGAUUAAUGACUGGUGAUAUUGUUCGUGUUGUUUACAAUAAGAAAGACUCUAAAAAUGAUGAUUUUAUGGGUUAUAUUUUAGGAAUUAACAGAAGUGGGCUAACCCCACAAGGCUCGAGUAUAUUGUUAAGAAACCAUAUUUCUAAAACUAGUGUUGAAUUACGAGUGCCUGUUUUCUCCCCAUUGAUAGAAAGAAUUGACUUAAUAAAAAGACCUAGCGAAAACAAGAGGAAGAGAAACAAACAUUAUUAUAUUAGAGGAACUAAAUUGGAUGUCGGUGAUUUAGAGGCCAAUUUGAGAAAAAAGAAAUAA
Messenger RNA from Saccharomycodes ludwigii, 543 nucleotides. It is a transcript of the gene IMG1, whose product is annotated as mitochondrial 54S ribosomal protein bL19m. The transcript has a single exon. Lineage: Eukaryota; Fungi; Ascomycota; Saccharomycetes; Saccharomycodales; Saccharomycodaceae. Gene Ontology annotation, biological process: translation. Gene Ontology annotation, cellular component: ribosome; mitochondrial large ribosomal subunit. Bases 1 to 543 code for a protein of 180 amino acids. The record is from RefSeq and is a predicted model, not a curated record. Gene Ontology annotation, molecular function: structural constituent of ribosome.